Molecule: messenger RNA, 4705 nt
Organism: Photinus pyralis (common eastern firefly)
Lineage: Eukaryota; Metazoa; Arthropoda; Insecta; Coleoptera; Lampyridae
Exons: 6
Coding region: 1-4398 (1465 amino acids)
Source: RefSeq, a predicted model, not a curated record
AUGUCAGUAAUUCGAACGAGUACAUUUGUCUACAUAACUGUGAGCGAUAUCUGCACAUUUUCUCGCCUAAAAGAACAUUACAAAACGAAUCAUGUUGCCUCGACGAAUCUAUUUAACACCGAUACCCGUCCAACGGCAGUUCAACAACUUUAUGAGGCCGCCGCUAAAACUCCAAUACCUCUCAUGCGACAAAUGGAUCGUUGGCGUCGCGACGGACAUCGUUCAUCGAAAUUCUUUGUCUGCACUCCUGUAUUGGGCGAACGAAGAAAGAAAAUACGGACCAGGGUCGAUAUCGACAUUGAAACUCGAAUGCCGGCCGCUCUUGACGACCUCCGCAGAUGGACAUCGGCGGAAGCGUUGGGCGACGUAACCAUCGGGCCGAAUUGUCCUAAUCGUAUCGUUCCAAACGUUACAUAUUCAGACGGUAACGUGACAGAUGGAACGAUUCACUCGGAUGACGAAGCAAUCGAUUAUAAAUUACCCUCGCCCGAAGAACAACUCCAAGUCAUCGCUCUUAAAUUUCCCGCCGAAAUUGUUGCUGUCGAUGUAUCUGGUAAGGCGUUUAAUCGAAUGUCGAUACAGAGGAGGUCUGUUCUUCGCGGCGACCCUAAUCGAACGGAGGGCGACACCAUCCGUCUCAGAACGAGAACGCGGAAGCCGAGAAGUCGACGGAGGAAUACUCUGGCGGGUACGGAUCAGAAGGAAAUACAGGACGCGAUAGUCGCGGGAGAGGAAACUUUGGAACAACCCGACGCGGAAAGUAAAAGCGAAACGGGUUGCGUGUUUCGUAGUAAAAGUAGCGAACCUCUACGAGCGUCGAAAAAAGAUUCGUCUUUGGAGAAAAAGUCGCACUUCUCUAGUUUAAAGCAGUGGGGUAAGAAUCGACUAAAAAUUCUAAAUAAAUCGGAUUCGUCGAAAUCGCCUCCGAAGUGCGAAGAUGGAGAUGUAAAUGUUUACGAAACAAUUACGCUUAAACGCAAACGAAGCUUGAGAGAGAAAAAAAUUGUGCACGAACGCAACAAUUCGUGCUCGUCCUCGGAAAAAUCUAGCAUUAAUUUACCAAUUACGACACCUUUGGCCAAUUUAGCCGUUAAAUUACGCGAAAGUUCUGUACAACGCCGGUUGAGGCGGUCUGGAGGGAAUAAGGAUGAGCCACACUCUUCUAGUGGUAAUUGGAGUGCCAGCUCUGAAAGUGGUAGGGCAUCCAUUGGUUCAGAAAUAACCGGUACAACUCAACCAAAGUCCACGACGUCGGCGGCCACCUCGAGUAAUUCACUAAAUGCGCACCCUCCCAGUUCGGUGAACAGUAAGCGAAAGUUUAACAUCAACACUUCCGGAUCUAGCAGCAUUACAAGCGAGGGUACGCUAACCCCCGACAUUCACGAUUUUCACGAGGACGGAGAGACGAGCUCGGUUUACUCGUGCGACACCGAGGGCUACUACACCUCUUUCCAUAUGGACAGUGGCCUGAAGACCCUCAAAGAGGAGGACAUGCCAGUGACCCCAUUGCAUUCCACUAGCGCAUUUUCAAACACCAGCUCCAUAAACACGAUUUUAACGGCCGAAAAUGAGUACGAACUGUUCGGUAAAGGUUCGACGUCAACUACAGCGAGUUCAGCCGGUACCGUUUGUACUACACUAAUAGCGACCGGUAGCAACAAGUCUCUUGCCCUUGCGCCCGCCGUUCCUGAGAGGAAAAGCUCGCUUACAAAAACGAACGAUAAUUCCCCUGGAAGUUCCUUGGAACGUGAGUUCGGCAGUGAUAAAACCGGGACCGUGAAACGUAGCCCGGCCAGCGGAAGUAAGUCGACGGUGAUUGCACUAAUCCAUCAGCAAAAUAACGGCGAUAUUUCGCCGGACAGCGGUCACAACACCUCCAGCUCGCCAAUCGAAUCUGCCAAUAGUCCGAACGGUGUCAGAAGUUGUUCCGAGUUCGAAUUUUCGGAGUGCUCCGACAUGGAGGGCGCUGACAGAAUAGAACGUAUCAGAGUAAAAACCACGAUUAAUUCUAGCCGUAUUCCCUCGAUGUGUGUAAUCACACCACCACAUAGCGAUGACGACGAAGAUCAAAUCGGAAAACCCCAAACGUUUCGACCUUUAGAAACUGAUUUGGACAAGCUCCCAUUUGCCGACACUGAGGAAGAGCCGACGCGUAUGAUGAUAAUUAACGUCAAUCCGGAAUCGGGAUACGCCACAGUCGAAACCAAAAAUAUUCUAAAUGCGCAAAUUAGCGAUUUGACUAAGGCGCUCUCGAGUGUUCGGGCCGCUUCUCCAAGCGGGGGAACUGUGGUAAUUAAAGAGGAAGUGACAAAACCGUCCCAUCAGCCCAUUUUCAAGGCGUCACUUCUUCCUCUGAAUAAUGUGCUGGGCAAGCUGAAAAGUAACAUUGUCAAUUUCUCAAAGAGAGACAAGAUUUGUUUAAAGAACGUCGACGUGAUCGACGGUUUUGCGGAUGAAUCGGGCGACUAUGUGACGAUAGCCGAUAUUAAAAAUAAUAACGAGAAAGUUCCUAUUUAUGCCGAAACUAUACCUCCACCAGCUGAGUAUGUUUCACUCAAUGAAAUUUCAUCGGACGCGGGGGAUUCACUCGAGCGGAAACGAAGGCAAGGUGCCAGAGUGACUCUAAACGCCGAAGGAAAAGUGGUAUAUACCUCCGAUAGUUUAAGACGCCGGAAAGGGGCGCACACGACUUUCGAGCCUGGCCCGUACGUCAAAGAAUCACAGGUGCCGUCAGAAAGUCCAGUUCCAGCGCAUAGAAACCUGAAGUGUGUUCGGCCGGUGCAAUCACAAGACAACCUGCGGUCACUAUCGCCACCGCUUGGACGAGUGGUGAUAAAAGCGACAAGUCCAACACCUGAAAUAGUACGCGUUCCGCCAACCACCAUAGUAACCCCUACAAUCAGGCCUAUUUCUCCAAAACCCAUAAAUUCGCGUGGAGCCUACGUUCACAUGCAAGAUGCACGCGGGUCUCUAUCCCCUUCCUAUGAGAAAGAUUCUGUAUAUUCUCCGGCUAAUCAACCGACUGCAUCCAAUAAGUGGGCAAUGGAGAAUCCAAUUCAUCGUACAAUUGAUACUGACUCGUACGGUUAUCACAACCCUUUGUUGGAUACAAAUUUGUAUUGGAAAGGAAACGAUACUUACCAUACUCUACCAAACAAAAAGUCUCAGUAUAUAUCAAGUAAUUUGAAAUUGGAACGGCCAACAACACCCGAUAUAAUGCGCGGCCACGUUAAUCACAAACAUCCUAAUCUUCACCAAACAUUGCCAAAUCGACAAUACUUAGUAAAAAAAUUAGGAAUGCCUGUGCAAUUACCUCAAGUAACCGACGUAUCGAUGGAAUAUAAACCACAAGUGCCUUCACUAUCUCAUUUUGAUACACUUGGAAACGAUUCACUAAAAAUUUCGCCUAUAGAUCCUCGAAACUUGGGUGGUGGAUUUCAAUCUUCUACACCAUCAUCGAAAAGUCGUAAUGAUUUAAAAGCAGCUGUAAAUUUAGAACAAAAGUUACUGUCUCCAAAGAAGUCUACUAUGAGUACUGAUGAACUGUAUGCCGUCAUACACAAGGGUAAAAAGAAGAUGAAUAUUAGCACAGUUGACAAUCGUAUUGAUUCACCUACGUUAACUCCAAAGCGAUGUAAAAGUCCAGAUACCAAAGUCAAAUCUCCCGAAACCGGGUAUUUGGGAGAGAAAACGCGUUCGCGAUUCAGCUGGUCGCCUAGCGACGGCGAGUUUGUAGAGUACAACACAAAUAUCGACAAGUUGUCACCUGAAAGGCAAAACGGAACCUGCAACAACCGCAAAGGUACGCCGCAGACAUCGCGUCUUGACUUCAAAAAGCUACUAUUACAACAUAGCACAAAAACAAAUGUAGCGUCCGUUCAUACCAAAAAAUUGUCAGCAGUCGAGCAGCUAAAGUUAUCAAAACAUUCCCCCCAACCACUCCAAACAGAUCUGAAAAUUCUGGAGCUAAGCGCCUCACCGAAGACACUCCAGAAUCGACGAUUUACCUCCAGCUCGCCCUCUUCUCCUAAACACUUCGGCGAAAAACAGAAGUGCAUGCCGAAAUUGAUGUCACCAAAGUCACAGUGGAGAUUCACCAACCCUCGAACCGACGUUCUCUCUUCCACAAUCCCGGAAGAUUGUGGCGAAGACGAGACCGGUAACAGUUCGACGCUACGAAGAAAUCUUGCCGAUUUUAGAAGUGGCACGGUUCUCAAAUCGACCCAAAACUUUACAGAUGCCAACUGUACAAAGCCUUCCAAUGUUCCAACCGUAGCCCAACGCAUCAGGGCCCAAAGGGCCCGCUUCUUUAGCUCGCCACAAUCGACUUCUACGAAAGAUUCAGCAAAGGAAAACAAAGCAGUUCUUCCAUCCUCUACAUUGGAAACAGCAUUUUAAUUUUUAUUUUUUUUAUAUCUAGUCCAAGCAAAUUUUUUUUUUAUAAGAUCGAGAAGCUGAAUUUUAAUACUUCCACCGUUUUCCUCUCUUAUUUAUUAUUUUCGUUUGGGAGUAAAAAUUUAGCUCUCUUUUUUAAUGACGUUAGUACAAUAUUUUUACCUACUUACUCUCGCAUAUCAUUCUCGUACAUGUCCAUCUUAGUAAAAGCCUUGUUUCUUUAUGCAGUUAUAUUUUUGUUGGUUUUUUAUAGUAUAUAAUGGUGUAUAUAGAAGAUGUGAUUGAUGCCUUUAAUAAUAUAUUGACAAUU